Corticium candelabrum is the source of this 1921-nucleotide messenger RNA. RefSeq names its product outer dynein arm-docking complex subunit 3-like. NCBI's taxonomy places the organism in Eukaryota, Metazoa, Porifera, Homoscleromorpha, Homosclerophorida, Plakinidae. The transcript is spliced from 13 exons. Gene Ontology annotation, biological process: outer dynein arm assembly; cilium movement. The record is from RefSeq and is a predicted model, not a curated record. Bases 37 to 1701 code for a protein of 554 amino acids. Gene Ontology annotation, cellular component: ciliary tip; cilium; ciliary basal body.
UGCAUUCCGUUACCAUAGCAUCUGUAUAAGCUCAACAUGGGCAGCGAUCAGCACACCACUGGACCUAUUCAGGAAGAAAUAGAUGAGUUGAGAAGAAAACUUCAGCUUCUAGAGGGUGACAAGAAGGCUUACUUGGAGAGCUCUCAAUCGGUCAUACAACAAAAUAAGGAAACUAUAGCGCGCAUGAGAACAGAGAACAAGCGACUUCGGUCUCAGCUGGCGGAGAAAAUUGCUGGAGAUGAAGCUGUUAUCUCUAGUGCUUUUGCUGCCCGUCAAAAGUCACAACCACCAAACUUUCGUGGAAUGUCUGGUCAAACGGCAAUUCAAAAAUUUGACCAACAGUUAUGCGAAAAGAUUAAAUUAUUCAAUGCUGUCCAACACCAAACGAAGCAAAGAGAAAGAACCCUCAGAGAUCUAGAAACACAGCUACAGCAGAUGAUCUCUGAAGCCGAAGAAAUUAAGUCUAAAGACGUAGGAGAUAGUCUUGAUGCACAGCAGCUGAGGACUUUGGAGAAUCAACUGGAUAAAACUCUUAUAAAGUGCGGUGAAGCAGCACAUAUCAAAACGGCAUACGAGGGUAUUAUAGACACAAUGCUUAAGGAACGAUUGAACUUCGAUAACAGAAUUGCUGCAUUGAAACAAGAGAUUAGACAAAGACUGCAGACCGUAGAUGAGAUGCAAGGAAUGAGCAGUGAUGCACAGUUGGCUAGAGACCAGACGAAGGAGGAGCUGGUCAAACAAGAAGCUUCGUUGCAAGAAGCGAAGAAGGUCAGAGAUCGUGAACUCUCCAUAUACAAGAGACAAGCUGACGAGAAGAAAGAACAAGCAGACAGAAUAGAAAGACGACAACUUCAACGAACGUCACUUCAAGUUGAUGAACCGAAUCUUGGGGAGGUGAGUUUGGAAGUCGAUGCAAUGAAGUCUAAUGAAGACGAAGAGCACAUUACAACAUACAAGGAGGCCAUGGCGACUAUCAAAGAGGCCACGGGAGUGUCAGAUGUCCAUGAAGUAGUGCGUAGGUUUAUGUCACAGGGAGACACCAAGGCUCAUCUGGAGAGAUUAAAGGAAGAGAACAACCAACAGCUCAGAGAGCUUAGAGAGGAGAAGAGCAAACUGCAAGCUGAAUUUGAAGAGAUGAAAUAUUCUGGGGAAGCUCAACUUUCCAGUGGUCAGAGAAUGCUGGAAGACUUUGAGAAUCACUUAAAAGAGGCUAAGGAGAGGUUGUUUGGUAUACAAACUGAAGCUGACCGAUCAACAAAGACUUUGCUGAGUGUGAAGGUUGGAGUGGAGCAUCUCACUGAGAAGCUACAGCAGUUGAAAGCGGACAAGUCUGUUGCCCCCAAAGUUCAUCUUGACACAACUAGUGAUGAGUUUGUGCUGGAGCUAUUAGCGACAGCUGAACAGAAGCUUGUUAAGCUUGUGGAAGAAAUAGAGGGAAAGAACGUGGAUGAAAUCAUGAAGGAAAUGGAAGAUGAAGAGUUCCACUCAUCAUUUGAGAAGCAUUUGCCUUCGUUCAACAUUCGUGUAAGGCUACCAGAAGUAGCCGAACCGGAAGAUUACGGAGUUGAAUCAGAGAGUAGCUCUGACGACGAAGUUCUCACAAGAGCUUUGCUCAAACAAACGGCUCAGGCAAUGAUUGACUCCCGAACAAAGAAGAAGAAAGGAGGUGGUGGAAAAAAGAAGAAAGGGAAGAGAGACUGAGAGAUGGCAAUCUCAAACUGUAGAGCAAUCAGUAAAGCGUGAUUCAUUAGAACUCUAGCUGCACACAGUACAUCUCGUUCUGUCUAAUCUCGAACUACCUUGACAUAACAGUUUUGUUUGGUUGAAUGUUUCCUGCUCUGUAUUUGUGUCGUACUCUCCCACUAGCGAAGUUACAGCAAUCUUAGCAAUAGAAAUACAAAGAGUAUAAAUAACAAAGGGA